Anthonomus grandis grandis is the source of this 9338-nucleotide messenger RNA. RefSeq lists its product as uncharacterized. The record is from RefSeq and is a predicted model, not a curated record. Lineage: Eukaryota; Metazoa; Arthropoda; Insecta; Coleoptera; Curculionidae. The coding region runs from base 509 to 1432 and encodes 307 amino acids. Gene Ontology annotation, molecular function: cysteine-type deubiquitinase activity. The transcript has 5 exons. Gene Ontology annotation, biological process: protein deubiquitination.
UAAACCUUUCGGAAUUAUUUGUUACAAGAAACUAGAUAUACCAGUGGAAAUAAAAUUAGUGAAAAAAUAUGUAAAAAACUUCUCUGGUAUACUUUUUCAAGCAAUUUCAUUUUUUUUGAAUGAUAUAAAUGUUAUAGCAGUUUAUAUUCCACCAAAACUGACUGUUAUAGAAGCAAAAAUUUGUUUAGACGAAAUUCUUAUUGGGCAACAAGGGGACAUUUUAAUCAUUGGAGAUUUUAAUAAGGAUAUUAUUAAUAACUGUGAUAAUGGUCUAAAACAUUGCUUAAUAUCAAAAGGCUUAACUUCAAAACUUGACAUUGGUGAGUCUACUACUAAAUCAAAAACCCAAAUUGAUUGGCUAUUCAGUAAUUUUAAUAAUUUAAGUCACAAUAUUUAUAACACGGUAUAUAGUCACCAUAAAUCAAUAGUGGUUAGUCUUUAUGACAAUGGUUUUAUUCCAAAGCGUCAGUUAGAUAAAGCGAACAACGAUGAUCUAACAAAAUCUCUUAUGAAAAGUCGAUUUAGAACUAGUCACACUUUAACUCAAAAUGUUUUAUCUGAUUCCAUCUAUCAAAAUGAAAGUGUAAAUAAUGACAUCGUAAUAGAUCUUAGUUCGGAUCAGGAUACUAUUCCUUAUGUAAUAAAUAAACCACCCGCAUUAGUAAACGAUGAUAAGGUGUCCUGUUAUGCAAAUAGUGUCAUUCAAUCCUUUUUAUGUUUGCCCGAAUUUCACGCUUCUAUUUCAAAGAAGAAUACAGCAUUAAAUAACAUUUUAAAUGAUAUUUUGCUGAAAAAAAUUAAUUGCACUGCAACAGUUCGUCGAUUAGUAACUGGACCACAUAGUGACGAUUUUGCGGAAAAUCAACAAAAGGAUGCCCAAUCAUUUUGCCAGGCUUUGAUUCAAAAAUUAGAUGUUGAUGAUUUUGGGAUUUUUAUAAAAGCCACCACCUAUGAACUCUUAAAUUGCCAAAGUUGUGAUGUUUAUACAAAUGGGGGCGAACAACUGAUAUACACAUAUUUUCUUUAUUUUCCUGAAAACUGUGAUGACGUAAUUGAUUUUAAUUCGAUGUUAAUGUUAAAAGACUCUGAUAGGCUUUGCCCUAAUUGUAAUAAUUGUAAUCUAAGAACACGCUCAGUAGUUGUUUGCAUCAAAUAUUUAGUGGUGUGUCUUCAGAGAAUUAGUCCUCAAGGUAGUAAGAUAAACACCAAAUUUUUCAAUUUUGCCCCUGAAAGUAUACAUUUGGAUAAUCAAAUAUUUAAAGUAAGGAGUGUUAUUAGACAUCAUGGAAAUACCAUAGAAUCAGGCCAUUAUACUUCUUUAGUAAAUUAUGAUGAUCAAUGGUGGAAAUGCGAUGACAAUCGGAUAACAAGAAUAUCUAGCUUCGAUAAUACUUUAGAAGAUGUAUAUUUAUUAGUCUUGGAAAAAUGUUAAAUUUUGAAACUAGAUAUCAUCCUACAUGAAAACCGAUACUACUAGCCUAUACAGGCGACCACACAAGAUGAGGAAAAUUUUUUCAAAUCCACGCCACGCCAAUAUGCACAAAAUCAAUACAGAGAUUUUGACAGCAUAUUUUAGAAGGAUGGACGAAUUUGAGGAUAUUAAUGUGUUUUUCAGAUCCACGCCACGCCAAUAUGCACAAAAUCGAUACAGAGAUUUUGACAGCAUAUUUUAGAAGGAUGGACGAAUUUGAGGAUAUUAAUGUGUUUUUCAGAUCCACGCCACGCCAAUAUGCACAAAAUCGAUACAGAGAUUUUGACAGCAUAUUUUAGAAGGAUGGACGAAUUUGAGGAUAAAUGUCUUUUUUUAAAUCCACGCCAAUAUGCACAAAAUCAAUACAGAGAUUUUGAUGUUUAUUUUAAAAGGCUGGACGAAUUUAAGGAUUAAUGUCUUUUUCAAAGCCACGCCACGCCAAUAUGCACAAAAUCGAUACAGAGAUUUUGACAGCAUAUUUAAGAAGGAUGGACGAAUUUAAGGAUAAAGAAUAUUUUUAAAAUCUCGUUUAAUUAAUGAGAACCUCCAGUAAACAUCUGGUAUUUUCUUCAUUAUAUGGGCCAUUAUAUUUAUAUGGUCAUAUUCUAAUAUAUUUUAGACUACAUAAAACAUAUAUUCUAUUUUUUCAUAAAAAUAAAAUAAACAAAUAUCAAGAAUGCUAGUUCUUAGUAGGAUUCACAUAAAUUUCUAUUUAUGGUUUGAUUUUUUCUCUGCCAUAAUAUAGCAGUAUAUUAUUUUACUGGCAAUAUAAUUACUUUUUUUUUUAAUAUUAAAAAUAAGUUUUUCUUUUUUUUUUAAAUAACAUCCCGAAAUCGUAUUUCUAAUUUAAAAAGAAAACUAACGACUCGGGAUGUUAAGCUUUUUGGUUAGGAUAAUGUCUUCCUUCACCUUACGUACCAGUAAGAACCAAAUGCUAUGCAUUUGGUCGAUACUGGAACUUCAUCGACAUGAGAAUCUUCGGAUAGUAUUUUAAAUCGAUUUUAAAUUUCUGUUUUAAUCUUCACCAACACAUUUGACUCUAGGUUGAAAAAAUCAUUAAAAUUUUCAUCAUCAUUCAAUUUCAAUCUAUAAUGAGCUAACGUGAAGUGGUAAAUCAUUUUCUAAUUCAAAUGUAAAAGUCGCUUUAUGGAGGCAAUUUUGAACAGCUUCUUCUUUACGUAAUCUUAAUGGGCUUUGACAAAGUAAAUUGCAGUGGAGUCAUUUUUCUAAUAUUCUCAAAAGGUGUCCCAGCAGUUUUAAUGUUUAAAAUUUCUCAGAAAGAAAUAUGUGAAAAAAAAUUUGACGCCGCACGAAGAAAUCCACCUAAACGUCAAAAAAUCCAAUUUUUCAUUUUCAAUUCAUUCUUAUAGAUUUUGAGCUGAUUUUUAACGACAUUUUGCAUUCCGAAAUUUUGUAAUACUUUAAAUAACGAAGUUGCUGAAUUUCAAAGUUUGGUAUUUCCCACUGUUCUUCAACAUGCGCACGGAGCAAUCUUUUUUCCCCGUUCCACUUACGUCUCCUGUACAACCGAUUCCUUCCCGUAUGCUCGUUCGAGAAAUGAGGCGACCAUUUCACGGCUGUCCUGUGAAACUUUUCUAUGUAUGCUUAGGUGGAUUUCUUCGUGCCGCGUCACAAUUAUUAUGCCUACUUCUACAUUUUAGACCUAAAAAUAUUUCAAAAGGUAACAUUUAUUUGUUACUUUCUAAAAUAUCAAACAUUUUUCGGAUAUGUAUCACCCACUAAGGACGAAACUAUAUGUUGGCAGUAUAUCCAUAUGGCAGCAGUAUAGCCUGGCUUCAGUAUCCACAUUAAGAAUUCAAAUUAUGCCUUGGCUAGGAAAGAUGACUUGCCAGGAUUUACAUCUCCCAAUUAUCCAGUUUAUUGAACUUAUACUGUAAUGCAUAUAAUACAAGGAAUAUAAACAGAAAGCAAGUAAUUGUAUUUUAACUGUAUUUCCUUGAAACUGUAUGACCUAUGAAGAUUGGUAAUUGGAGGUGUCAACCUAAACUCUGAUGAAAUGGCUGGUGGGAACAAUACUUUGACGCAUGGUGGAUACAAAUUUUUUGCUCGUGACAGGUGGCCGGGACUUGGUUGGGUUUUUUGUAAAAUUAUGAAUGAAAAUGAACCGGAAACGAUCAGGGAAAGGAAGCACCGAAUCAGAAAAUGAAUGGGCUUUCCGAAUCUGUGCAUAUCAAUAGGGGAAAUUGUGUAUUGCGGCCAGGAAAAUUCGACAAACAUUUUGACGUCUUCGAAAAAUGCCGUUUUUUUGAAAUGUCAGUGUCUUUAUACCGGGGUGAGACGAAAUGAAAUUUGCCCGAUUAUUUUAUUAAAAUUAUUCGAAUAUAUACACGGGUCAGUCGUAAUGAUCUAUUUAAUUUAAAAUAAAAAUUUCGAUAUUAGGUGAGUUUUUACUAUUUAGUUUAUUAUUAAUAUAUGCUAAUAAUUCUUAAACAUUGCUUUUGGGAUAUAAAUAAAAUUUUUUUGAAAUUAUUGAUUUUUAAGGUUAGUCGAGUAUCAUAACUUUUUUGGUAUUGGUGCGAUUUGGUUGAAAUUUGGUACCUAGUACCUAUUUCGGAUAAGAUUAAUAAAUUUUUACAGAUAUUUGACAUGACUAUGUUUUAAGGUCACGUGACUACCUUAACUUUCUUCCUAUUUGUCCGAUUUGAUUGAAAUUUGGUAUUUGGGGUUUAUUUAGGAUGCAAUUAUUAAUUUUUCACAGAUAUUUGACAUUUGACUUCCAGGUCACGUGACUAUUGUAACUUUUUUGCUAUGAGUCCGAUUGGGUUCAAAUUUGGUAUUUAUGCUUUAUUUAGGAUACAAUUAAUAAAUUUUAACAGAUAAUUGACAUAUUGAAUGUUUAAGUCACGUGACUUCCAUAACUUAUUUGCUAUUGUUCCGAUUGGGUUGAAAUUUAGUAUUUGGGCUUUAUUUAGGAUGCAAGUAAUAAAUUUUGACAGAAAUUUGACAUGUUGAAUUUUUUAAGUCACGUGACUUCCAUAACUUUUUUGCUAUUGAUCCGAUUGGGUUGAAAUUUAGUAUUUGGGCUUUAUUUAGGAUGCAAGUAAUAAAUUUUGACAGAAAUUUGACAUGUUGAAUUUUUUAAGUCACGUGACUUCCAUAACUUUUUUGCUAUUGAUCCGAUUGGGUUCAAAUUUGGAAUUUGGGGUUUAUUUAGGAUGCAAUUGUUGAUUUUUUACAAAAUUUUAAAAUAUUAAGUUCUAGGGUCACGUGACUAUCAAAAUUUCCUAUUUGAUUAAAAUCUGCUAUUAGAUGAUAUGUAUAUAUUUAUAGAUAAUAUUUCGUAUUACCCUAUUCCUUUUAUCUUAAUUAGUUAAAUUAUUUCUUAAAUUUGCCUUUCAAAAAAAAAUAAAAAAAUCAUCGGUUCGAAUACAUAGGCUUUAAAGGGAACUUAUCUUCUUUCAUAAUAUUGUAGCAUUAUUAUAGAUUUUGAAAAUUUUUGUCAUUAAGCUUUUUCAUUACUUUUUGAAUGGUCUUUAGCCAGAAAAAAGAAAUUUUGAAUUUGGAGCAUGUUUUGAAAAAAUUUUCAUUUUGGGCCGGAUUUUGUUCGAAAAUCGAAAAAUGCAAAGAAAUAGGUUUUCUGUUCAUUUUAGAGUCAAAUCGAUAAUAAUCUUUUUGAAAGGUAUCCUAAAGUAGUACAAGAUAGAAAAAUAAAAAAAUGAAAUCUUUCCAUAGGGCUCUUGAUAAUUCGAUAUUUAUGAUUUAUAGUUUUUUACAAUUUUCUCCGAAUCUGUGAUAGCUGUAAUCAAUUAGUUUUAACAUUCGAAUACCUCGUAAUAUUCCCUAGAACUUUUGUUUAAGACAAAAAGUUGUCAGAGUUAUAGUUUAGUUAGAAAAAAAUAAAAACCAUUUAAUCACAAUUUUUCAUGGCUAUACCCCUUUCGAUUUUGGAGCAAAAAAAAAAUUUUUUUUCUUGGGUUUUUUUUAAUGGAUAUUGCCAACUUAGGGCUUACAUUAUAAUUUGUCAGUUAUCAUUUUAAGAAAAAAAAUGCUACCGUGGAAAAAAACGAGUUUUCUUUUAUUUUUUUUUCACAGUUUUACUAAUAUCUCGACUUCUAGAGCUUCGAUUCAAUUUGUUGAUGGUUUUUAUUAUUCCUUAUUCUCCUCCUGUUAAUUCUUUUUAUAUUUUAUUACAACUGCCUUUCGAAAUAAAACUGAAAAAUUAAAAAAAUCGACGUAAAAGCCCGGUUGUCUUAUCCCUGUACAUAGGCUCUUAUGGAACCUAAUUUUUCCCUUUAUAUUAUGGCACUCGUAUAAAUCGUGGAAAAUUUUGUCAUAAAGCUUUUUUAUUAGUUUUUAAAUGGUCUUUAACCAGAAAAAAGAAAUUUUGAAUUCGGAGCAUAUUUUGGAAAAAUGGUCAUUUUGACCCCGGAUUUUGUUCGAAAAUCGAAAAAUGCAAAGAAAUAGGUUUUCCGUUCAUUUUAGAGUCAAAUUGGUAAUAAUCUUUUUUAAAGAUACUCUGAAGUAGUACAGGAUAGAAAAAUAAAAAACUGAAAUUUUUCCAUAGGGCUCUUGAUAAUUCGAUAUUUAUGUUUAAUAGUUUUUUUCAAUUUUCUCCGACUGUAUAAUAGCUAGAACCGAUUCGUUUUAACGCACGGAUACCUCGUAAUAUUCCCGAAAACUUUUGUUUAAGACAAAAAGUUGUCAGAGUUAUAUUUUAUUUAAAAAAAAAUAAAAACCAUUUUUUCGCAAUUUUUCAUGGUUAUACCCCUUUCGAUUUUCGACCAAAAAAAAAUUUUUUUUUUCUUGGGUUUUUUUUACGUGAAAUUGCCAACUUAGGGCUUACAUUAUAAUUUGUCAAUAAUUAUUUUAAGAAAAAAAAAUGAUACCGUGGGAAAAAACCAGUUUUCUUUUGUUUUUUCCCACAUUUUUACUAAUCUCUCGGCUUCUAUAGCUUCGAUUCAAUUCAUUGAUGGUUUCUUUUAUUUCUUAUUCUCCUCCUCUCAAUUCUUUUGAUAUUUUAUUACUAUUACAUUUCAAAAUAAAAAGAAAAAUUAAAACAAAUCGACGUAAAAUCCCUGUUUGUUCUAUUUCAAGAAAUAGACCCUUAUGGGAACUUCUCUCUGAAUUUGGUAUUUAUGGUUUAUUUAGGAUACAACUAAUAAAUUAUGACAGAUAACUGACAUUUAAGUUUCAGCCUAGGUCACGUGACUACCGUAACUUUUUUGCUAUUGGUCCGAUUCUGUUCGAAUUUGGUAUUCAGGCUUUAUUUAGAAUACAAUUAAUAUACUUUCACAGAUAUUUGAAAUAUAAGACAGUAUAUUGACACACAACGCGACUAUAUAACAAAUUAUGGUUCUUUGAAGCAUGAUACCCCAACAACUGGUCCUCUCUUUCCUUGGCAGAUAAACGUUAGCUUCACCUAAGUACACCUGAUAAUUUGCGAUUUUUUUUAAGAAAUCCUCUAAGGCCCAUCACUGACAAGACCUAAAGGUUCCAAACUGGUCCCCACGGACCAAAAGUAUAGGAGCGAAGCGACUAUACUUGUUAUAUAGGAGCGUCUGCGACUAUAUUAUGCACGCGAGCCCGGGCCCGAAAAAUCGUGUUUUUUUGGAAAUAAAAAUUCAUAUCUUUGGCUGUAUGGUUAGCGAAACGAUGAAAUUUGGCAUAGGGCCUCUCAAUACAUUGAGAAUGAUGGAUCCGUAAACGAUUUUUUUUUCCGGUACCACCAAACGGAGCGGUACUGUCUCAAAGUCAAAAAUUCGUAAAAAAAUGGGUCAAAUUCCUUUCAGACGCGAGAACUCAAAUAAAAAGCCUUUAAAAGACUUAAAAUUUUUAGGACAUAAGGGUCGGUGGGGCCUUAAGAACUGUAUACUUUUUGGGCCAGAUCGGUAUACAGGGUGAGUUGUUAUAAGCGAACAAAAGUGACUAAAAAAAAAAUUGAAACUUCUCCAGAGGCUAAAAAAAAAUUUUUAUAAAAAAAGUGUUUCGGCGAAAAGACUUCGUUUUAUAAGAGAUUUAACAUACUUGGAGCUUUUUUUUGUAAAAAAUUUAUUUUACGAGUUCUGGCAUUUUCAGUUUUUUGGAAUUUUCCGCCAAACGAUACUUAUUUUGGGAAAAUUUUUUUUUUCAAAAAAUAACUUCAUCUUUUACCUUUUAUAUGCCAUAUAACCGAAAUUUUUGGGAACCAUACAGGGUGAGCAAUAAUGAACUUUACCCAUGAAGGUCCGACUUGAAAAUCACUUUUUAUUUAAUAACUUUUCAGUGGUAGCACCUGGACCAUUUAUAUUCUCAGGGAUUAAAUACUUUAAUAACCCCAUUAUUUGUGUAAAAUUACAAUCUUCCAACUUUAAUAGGUUCUGAGCAAUUUGAAUUUUCGCGUUUAAUUCAUUUGUCACGUCCCUGUACAUGGUGAAAAGAUCAAACAACAUCUAACGGAUCCGAAAUUUUGUUUUACAAUACAUACUAAAAUUUCAGGGUUCCAGCGAUAGUACAAGUACCCGAAAAAUGCGAUUUUAUGAAAAAAGUCCAUUUUUUUGCGUUUUUGCAGGUAAUUGGAGGUGUCAACCUAAACUCUGAUGAAAUGGCUGGUGGGAACAAUACUUUGACGCAUGGUGGAUACAAAUUUUUUGCUCGUGACAGGUGGCCGGGACUUGGUUGGGUUUUUUGUAAAAUUAUGAAUGAAAAUGAACCGGAAACGAUCAGGGAAAGGAAGCACCGAAUCAGAAAAUGAAUGGGCUUUCCGAAUCUGUGCAUAUCAAUUGGGGAAAUUGUGUAUUGCGUCCAGGAAAAUUCGGCAAACAUUUUGACGUCUUCGAAAAAUGCCGUUUUUUUGAAAUGUCAGUGUCUUUAUACCGGGGUGAGACGAAAUGAAAUUUGCCCGAUUAUUUUAUUAAAAUUAUUCGAAUAUAUACACGGGUCAGUCGUAAUGAUCUAUUUAAUUUAAAAUAAAAAUUUCGAUAUUAGGUGAGUUUUUACUAUUUAGUUUAUUAUUAAUAAAUGUUAACAAUUCUUAAACAUUGCUUUUGGGUUAUAAAUAAAAAUUUUUUGAAAUUAUUGAUUUUUAAGGUUAGUCGAGUAUCAUAACUUUUUUGGUAUUGGUGCGAUUUGGUUGAAAUUUGGUACCUAGUACCUAUUUCGGAUAAGAUUAAUAAAUUUUUACAGAUAUUUGACAUGACUAUGUUUUAAGGUCACCUGACUACCUUAACUUUCUUCCUAUUUGUCCGAUUUGAUUAAAAUUUGGUAUUUGGGGUUUAUUUAGGAUGCAAUUAUGAAUUUUUUACAGAUAUUUGACAUUUGACUUCCAGGUCACGUGACUAUUGUAACUUUUUUGCUAUUGGUCUGAUUGGGUUCAAAUUUGGUAUUUGGGCUUUAUUUAGGAUGCAAUUAUUAAUUUUUGACAGAUAUUUGACAUUUGACUUCCGGGUCACGUGACUAUUGUAACUUUUUUGCUAUGAGUCCGAUUGGGUUCAAAUUUGGUAUUUAUGCUUUAUUUAGGACACAAUUAAUAAAUUUUAACAGAUAAUUGACAAAUUAUAUUUUAAAGUCACGUGACUUUCAUAAUUCUUUUGCUAUUGAUCCGAUUGGGUUGAAAUUUAGUAUUUGGGCUUUAUUUAGGAUGCCAGUAAUACAUUUUGACAGAAAUUUGACAUAUUAAAUUUUAAAGUCACGUGACUUCCAUAACUUUUUUGCUAUUGAUCCGAUUGGGUUCAAAUUUGGAAUUUGGGGUUUAUUUAAGAUGCAAUUGUUGAUUUUUUACAAAAUUUUAAAAUAUUGAGUUCUAGGGUCACGUGACUAUCAAAAUUUCCUAUUUGAUUGAAAUUGGCUAUUAGAUGAUAUGUAUAUAUUUGUAGAUAAUAUUUUGUAUUACCCUAUUCCUUUUAUCUUAUUUUGUUAAAUUAUUUCUUAA